This is a messenger RNA of Saccoglossus kowalevskii, 1545 nucleotides long. RefSeq lists its product as uncharacterized. Gene Ontology annotation, molecular function: L-ascorbic acid binding; iron ion binding; oxidoreductase activity, acting on paired donors, with incorporation or reduction of molecular oxygen. The record is from RefSeq and is a predicted model, not a curated record. Lineage: Eukaryota; Metazoa; Hemichordata; Enteropneusta; Harrimaniidae.
AUGAUUGUAUUCUCCUGGAUUUGGAUUAGUUGUCUCUUGGGUGUGGUGGCGCCAGUUCCGCUUCGAAUUGAAGUCGUGGACUCCGCUGUAAUCAGUUUCAUCUUGCCGUCACUAAAUAGAUAUAUAUCGAAUUAUUUAUGGUGGAAUUUCAGCAUAGACCAUGGUAAUUACUUUUUACACAAAGACCUACUGCUAAGCUCUGAUGAAAGGCCAGGAAUUCGAACAAACUACAGCAACUCGCCUUGGACCGUCGACUUUCCGAUACAGCUGUUUAAAGAGACCGGCACUUGGAGAGAGAUUCGCAAACUGCUCACCUCGCUCGGUGAAACAAAUAAGAUGUACCCUAGGUAUGUAAAGACUAUUGCCUCUUGGCGAACGGACCAGGUGUUUCUACAAAGCUGCAUUGACGAUAAUGAUUAUCUAGCGUUUGUAUGCCUAACAGAGUCGUGGAAGAAAAACUGGUAUGGUGAGUUAACGUUUUACAGUAGUCAUGGUAACCACACUGAGGUAGAACGAGUGGUCCAUGUCAAACCUGGCCGUGUGGUUCUGGCAUCCUGUGGUUCAAAAUUUGCUAUAAAACCCCCUGCAAUUAACAGCAAUGUUGGAAAUAAGAUGCUGGUAGUUAUGGCAACCGCAUCCCAGAAAGUUAGUCAAGCGGCAGAGAAGGUGCUGUUGGAUGAAAAAGAUGCAUUGAAGAAAAUAAUAACAGCAAAUCAUUACUGGUUUCCCUUGACCAGCUCAGAAGAGCCCCCGAAUGUGAAUGCGAAAGAUUUCCUCUCAAAUCAUGUACAAGUUGGAGAUCUUGGGGAUGUUUACGUCUUUGACGGAGUCUUCCAUGAUGAAGAUAUUCAUUCUGCUGCUCAGUUUAUACUAAAAAAUGCUACCUACCAUGAAGUGAUCCCAGAAGAAAAUACUGACAAUGUAUACUGGGUGUCAGGUUACAAUAUCGCGUCAUUUGUGAAGUCGCAUUUGUGGCUCGUUGGUAAACAGCUGAUUAAAUACGUUACUGGUGACGCUGACUACAGUCCAUACGAUGUGUCAUGUAAUUUGAUCCGCACAUCUGACUAUAGUCAAAUACACAAGGACUGUGCGCAUGGAAAUGAUGAAUUUACCUUUCUGCUGUAUUUGAAUAAAGACUGGAAGAUCGAGUACUACGGUGAGACAAUAUUUUUUGAUGAUUCUGAUGAACUUGAGCCAGUGUUGGCAGUCAAGCCCAAAUUUGGAAGAAUUGUAAUAUUCAACUGUCUAAUUCCACACUCAGCAAGACCCCCUAGUAUAUUGGUAAAUGGAGCACGUUUGACAUUUGCCGUCAAAGUAUCAAACAAGAAGGUAUUCCAGAACACUUCUAGUCUCCAUGACGACAAACUAACUCUCAUUGAAUUCCUGGAAACUGCUAAUGAGGACACAAUUGAAAAAAUUGGACGAAACAAACUGAACCGCAUUUUUGACCAAAUCGACCAAGGUACAGCAUCCAGUGAUGAAGUGACUGAAUGUUUGAAUAUAUUUGAGGAAGCAGAAAAGGAAUACAUUUUAGAACUUAUCUGA